This is a messenger RNA of Drosophila elegans, 4239 nucleotides long. RefSeq names its product proton channel OtopLc (gene OtopLa). The transcript is spliced from 13 exons. The record is from RefSeq and is a predicted model, not a curated record. Gene Ontology annotation, biological process: proton transmembrane transport. NCBI's taxonomy places the organism in Eukaryota, Metazoa, Arthropoda, Insecta, Diptera, Drosophilidae. Gene Ontology annotation, cellular component: membrane. Bases 706 to 3624 code for a protein of 972 amino acids. Gene Ontology annotation, molecular function: proton channel activity.
UUUGCGAGUGAUGGAAGACACUUUCAGUUCGGACCGGUGCCGAAAAAUAAUAAAUAAAUAACUAAAAGAACAACAGACUAACGAGAAAUAAUAUAGCAAUACUUGAAAGCGGGAUUCUCUAUAAAUCAAACGCUUUUCAGACAGUAGCCUUAAAACUGCUAGAUCAAAACGAAACGGAGUAAAAUAAAAACGCGCGCGCAAUAGACGGCACGCCCCCCCGCCCUCAUCGGCGUCUUCCUUCUUUCGAGCGGAAGCAAAACAAAGAAACCAGGACAUCACAAAAAGGAAGAGAGAAGAAUAAAGCAAGUGGAAGCGGCCCGAAAAGGAAAAGCAUAUGAGCUGAACGGCAGGAUAUAACCCCCAAAAAAAACGACCAAUCUGCGAAACCUAAAAGUCUUAUAAAUUCAACUGCUGCUGCAAACCUUAUGACUGAUUUAUAACGUUGAGCAAACCAUAGCGAUUACCUCCCUAAGAACUUUAUACUAGCUUACAAAUAGAGAUAUAUACUCGCGCAUAUACGGCCGCAUAUAUUUGAAUGGCAAGGCAAUAAAACUCCGAUUAUAUAGCAUUGUAUAGUAAAACGCUAGAAGAAGUGUUGCCUCAACCAGUUCCGUAGAUAGUGUCUAUAACAAUUACUACAUCCGAUAUCUGAUAGAUAGGGGAGGAGAGAGCAGAGGAGAAUCGGAAGCCAGAGAGAAGUGAGGAAUGCAGCGGUGUCCCUACAUUCAUGAGAUGCGCGAAAGAUUACUGGACCAGCCACGGGAGACACUUCAACUGGAGAACAUGGAGCGGGCCAAUCUGCUCGACAACCGCCAAUCGGCAUCUGAAUCCAACCAGGUCGGCACUGUGGUCAAGCUGCAGGGCGAUGGCUACCACACAAGUCCUGCCCACCAGCGCACCCCACUAGUGCCUCACGAUCUCGGCGAGGACUUCAAUUUGGAUUUCGACGACGACUUCCCGAUCGACGCAAGACGACCGAAAAAUGCCAACGGCAAACAUCCAGCGGUUCUGACGCGUCCACAGCAAAGGACAUCGCUGUUUAUUGUGACCAGUCUGGUGUACGCGAUCCUCCUGAUUGUCGUCUGCAUCGCCUACGUAAUCAGCGAUGUAACCACCCACCGACUGCCGGUUUUGUACUACGAGACAUUCUUCACAUAUCUCUACGGCGUCAGCAUACUCUUCCUUCUCUACGUCUUUUGUUUCCUGCUGCAGGAGAGCUCUUGCUGCAAUGGCGGCAACGGUGGCAGCAAACCGAAACCCCAGCCCAAGGAGAAGAAGUCGAAGAAAGCCAAGAAUGCCGAUCCGGCCGAUUCGAAGGAUGCGAAGGGCUCAAAGGACUCUGGCAAGGCGGCCAAGGGCGCCGCAUAUCAGGAAGCACCCGUGGAUGCCGAGGUGGCCGUCACCCCAAAGAAUGUGCGCAAGCGCAAGACAACCCAUAGUGAUCUGACGCACGGCAGCUUUUUCCUGCGAGUGGGAGCUAUUGCUUUUGGACUGGGCGCCAUGAUCUAUAUUGGCCUGGAGUUUGGAUCGUUCUUCGAAAUUCCAUUUGAUUCGCCAUGCCAUCACAUCCUGAUCGGCGUAAACCCACUGCUCCAGAUGAUAUUCACCUUCAUGCAAAUGUACUUUAUAUUCAUGAAUGCACGGACUAGGCCGCCAUUUCAGCUGAACAUCCACCGCUUCAAGGUGAUCGCCCGCUUUGGCCUGAUGCACGUGGUGGCCACCAACAUAUGCGUGUGGAUCCGUACGUUGGUGAAGGAGUCGCUGCUGGAGAUCACGAUCUACCACCAGAAGAACGAGCCGGAGGCGGGGGCCUCCUCCAUUGCGCACUCGAUCCGGCAGCAUGCACUGCGCCAUGCGGGCACCGUGCUGAGGACCCACGCAGGACCCAAUAGCGAGUUCGAGGUCCUCGACGGCGAGGACAUCCUGCCCAAGGAUGUGUACAAGAGCGACAACGUGCUGUCCAAGCUGGUUCGCAAUACCGUCGACGGUAUUUCGAAGAGCCUGGGCAUGGGUGGUGGUGACCAGCAGGUGGUCGCCGGCCUAAGCACCACCAGCACCACAACCACCAGGGCGCCGUUCACCACGCCGAACUACCAAUGGCACAGCACUACUAUGGCCCGCAAGCUGAAGAAGUUUAUCACCAGCGCCACCACCGCGGCCACCACGGCGGGCAGCAGCAGUAGCUCCACGAGUACCAUCUCACCGACAUCGUCGGCCGCUAGUAGCACCGCCACCACCAUCAUCACUCCGACCAGCACCGCCAUCCCAUCAUCGAGCACCACCUUUAGUCCAUUUAGCACCGCCACCACCGCCGCCCUGAAUCUCGAGACCAGCGGCAGUGAUUCGCCCUUCGGCGGCCUGCAGCGCAUCCUCUCUAGCGCUGCGCCGCCGAGCCUGGCGCCAGUCGAUGGGUUCGGUUCCGCCGCCACGCCACUUCCCGUUUCCGUUUCCGCCUCGCACGCCGGAUCGUUUGUGGACUCGUUCCUGGCCAGCACCCUGAGCCCGGCCAGCAGCACCGAGGGCUCGGCCAGCAUAAUGAACAACCUCUUCGGCCAGGGACCCAUGGAGAACAGCUUCCAGACGUACACCGAUCUCGGCCACGAGGAGGCCACCGGCCUGGUGAGUUUCGAGAAUCUGGAGAGCCUGGACAGCAUUUACCCGGCGGCGCUGUCCUCCAACAUCGGCACACUCAACUCCACCGCCUGCGGACGCAUCGAUAUAAUGGGCACCAUUGUCUACGAUUCGGCGCCCUACCUCUAUCCGUUCAUCAUCGAGUACUCGCUGAUCGGGGCGGUGGUGUUGUAUGUGAUGUGGAAGCACAUCGGCCGCUAUCCGGGCCGGAUGAACGACGAGGAUCUGGAGCACCGGCUGGAGGUGAUGCUGUCGCGGCGGGCGGUGGCCAUGGCGCAGCAGGCGCGAUCCGGACGCGUCGACUGCGUCGGCUCGUCGAAGGGCCUCUUCUUCGGGCUCCUGCUGCUGGUCGGAGCCCUCAUCUGCCUGAUACUCUUCUUCGUCUUGGUGCGCCAUCAGCAGUUCUCGCUCUUGGCCAUUUACCUUGCCGACGCCAGCCACUGCAUCCUGAUGGCCUUCGCCAUCCUGGCCAUAAUAGUGGGAUUCAUCAGGGUCAAGAACCUGAAGUUCCGCUGCGAGGAGCAGUCGAACCUCAACGACAUAUUGCUGCGCAUCUCGGCCUUCGGCCUGUUCACCUACUCCGUGUUCAGCAUCAUCGCCGGCAGUCUGAAGGUGCUCGAGAGUGAGCCCAGCCUGCUGGUGACGACCACCGGGGGCGUGGCCGUCUUCCAGGUGAUCCUGCAGCUGCUGUUCAUCGCGGACGUGUCCCGCCGUCGCGUCCACCUGCCGGAGCACGACCGGAGCAAGCCGGGCCGCCAGAUCGUCACCUUCCUACUCAUCUGCAACGUGGCCAUGUUCGCCAUCUACACAUUCGAAGCUCAAAAAGUAUUCGCCAAUCCUGUAAGUAGAUAUGUUCAGCUGGAGUUCUACGGAUUUGUGCCCUGGUCGAUCAUCCAGCGCAUCACACUGCCCCUGUGCAUCUUCCAUCGGUUCCACAGUGCCGUGACACUCGCCGAGAUCUGGAAGACCACCUACAAGGCACGCUUGGAGUAAGCCGAUGUCUAUAUCCCGAUGUCUAUAUAGGCCGAUGUGGGAGUUAUGAAAAUGCACCAAAACCAAAAUGUAGCGAGCCCAGAACGCAAACAGAAAUAGAAAUCAAGUGAAGAGUUAGUUUCUAAUUACGUAUAAAACAUAUAUGCAUACUACAUAUAAUAUAUAUACAUUAAUGCAGAUAUGAUUAUGAUUUUUUUGUUUAAUAACCAAAGCGAAUCGAAAUGAGAAACGAAACGAACGAACCUUUCGGACCAAUCUGCACGAUAAGAGAUUGCGAUAACGAUAACGAUUAGCAGAUCGCUUGUUGAAUUUCCCCCGUUUCAGUUUUUACUUUGUUAACUCGUGGAGAACUUAAGAACUAAGUCAUAGCGUUUACAGUUUACCCGAAAACCUUAAACCUAAAACCAUAAAACACGGCACAUGUUUUCAAUCUGAGUUACAUAUUUAAUUUAAUUUAAUUUAGUUUAGUUCCGCCUCUAACACGAUGCAAUACCUUGUUACUUAUUCGAAAUGCAAGCUAAUAUUAAUUUCAUAAUUGUUUUAUUAUUACCCGCUUCGGCAACCGAAACCAAAACGAAAUCGAUUAAAAAAUUCACAUUACGAAUAAGAUGGAAA